CAGAAAAAUGACAACAAGUACGGACCAACAUAAUGUUACAAUGGUUGCAUCUUCAAGUCGCACAACGCCUGCACCUAUGAUGACACCGGCAAAAAAGCCCAGAAAGUUUGUCGGAGUGGACUUCAAGCACUGACAGCAGAAAAUGUUCUUCUACCUGACCACACUCAGCUUGCAGCGCUUUAUCAGCGAGGAUGUUCCAGUUUUAGGAGAAGAAACUCCCAAAAAUAAACGAUUUGUGGUCACAAAGGCAUGGAAGCAUUCUGACUUCUUAUGCAAAAACUAUAUUUUAAGUUGCUUGGAAGACGGCUUGUACAAUGUUUAUAGCUUCAUGAAAACAUCAAGAGAGUUGUGGAAUGCUCUUGAAAAGACGUACAAUAUUGAAGAUGCUGAACUUAAGAAGUUUGUGGCCGCACAAUUUCUGGAUUUCAAAAUGGUUGACGACAAAUCUGUCAUAACAUAAGUCCAAGAAUUGCAAGUUAUUGUUCAUGAUCUCCUUGCUGAAGGUAUGGUCAUAAAUGAAGCGUUUGAAGUUGCGGCAUUUAUUGAAAAGCUGCCUCCGAUGUGGAAGGACUUUAAGAAUUACUUAAAAUAUAAGUGCAAGAAGAUGACGCUUGAAGACCUUAUUGUUCGUCUGCAGAUUGAAGAGGACAACAAUGUUGCUGAAAAGAAAUCCCGUGGUAACUCAACAAUAAUAGGAGCAAAUAUUGUUGAGGAAGUAUCUACAAGCAACAAAAAGAGGAAGAAGCCGUCUGGUCCAAAGAAACACCCGAGAAAUAAGAAGUUCAAAGGUAAUUGCCACAACCGUGGAAAGGUUGGACAUAAAGUUGUGGAUUGUCGUGCACCGAAGAAGGACAAGAAGAAGAGUCAAGCAAACAUGGUUGAAAAGAAUAAUGAAAUUGAGGACUUAUGUGCCAUGUUAUCUGAAUGCAGCUUGGUAGGAAAUCCCAAGGAGUGGUGGAUUGAUUCUAGAGCUACUCGCCAUGUUUGUGCUAACAAAGAGUUAUUUGCCUCUUAUGUUCCUGCAAGGCCCGAUGAGACUAUCUUUAUGGAAAACUCUGCAACAACAAAAAUUGAAGGAGUUGGGAAGAUAGCUUUGUAGAUGACUUCGGGCAAAGUUGUGUCUUUAAACAAUGUUCUACAUGUUCCUGAAAUUCGCAAGAAUUUGGUCUCUACUGGACUUCUUAUCAAGAAUGGAUUAAAUAUGUGUUUGUUUCUAAAAUAUUUGUAAUAAGUAAGAAUGAUGUGUAUGUAGGAAAAUGUUACCUAACUGAGGGUCUUUUCAAGUUGA
Messenger RNA from Nicotiana tabacum (common tobacco), 1288 nucleotides. RefSeq lists its product as uncharacterized. The record is from RefSeq and is a predicted model, not a curated record. NCBI's taxonomy places the organism in Eukaryota, Viridiplantae, Streptophyta, Magnoliopsida, Solanales, Solanaceae.